CAACCAUGCAGAAUACCACAGCUACCAGUACAACACUCAGUCCAACUACUGUUCCUUCAACAAUAACCACUCAAACUACAGCUAGCACUACACCGUCUACAACACAAGCUACAACCAAUACUCCGUCCACAGCAAUACAAGAUACCACAUCACAGCUUCAUUCCACCACUGCUGCACCAACAACAACCAUGCAGAAUACCACAGCUACCAGUACAACACUCAGUCCAACUACUGUUCCUUCAACAAUAACCACUCAAACUACAGCUAGCACUACACCGUCUACAACACAAGCUACAACCAAUACUCUGUCCACAGCAAUACAAGAUACCACAUCACAGCUUCAUUCUACCACUGCUGCACCAACAACAACCAUGCAGAAUACCACUACUAUUACCACAGCUACCAGUACAACACUCAGUCCAACUACUGUUCCUUCAACAAUAACCACUCGAACUACAGCUAGCACUACACCGUCUACAACACAAGCUACAACCAAUACUCCGUCCACAGCAAUACAAGAUACCACAUCACAGCUUCAUUCUACCAUUGCUGCACCAACAACAACCAUGCAGAAUACCACUACUACAACCACAGCUACCAGUACAACACUCAGUCCAACUACUGUUCCUUCAACAAUAACCACUCAAACUACAGCUAGCACUACACCGUCUACAACACAAGCUACAACCAAUACUCCGUCCACAGCAAUACAAGAUACCACAUCACAGCUUCAUUCCACCACUGCUGCACCAACAACAACCAUGCAGAAUACCACAGCUACCAGUACAACACUCAGUCCAACUACUGUUCCUUCAACAAUAACCACUCAAACUACAGCUAGCACUACACCGUCUACAACACAAGCUACAACCAAUUCUCCGUCCACAGCAAUACAAGAUACCACAUCACAGCUUCAUUCCACCACUGCUGCACCAACAACAACCAUGCAGAAUACCACUACUAUUACCACAGCUACCAGUACAACACUCAGUCCAACUACUGUUCCUUCAACAAUAACCACUCGAACUACAGCUAGCACUACACCGUCUACAACACAAGCUACAACCAAUACUCCGUCCACAGCAAUACAAGAUACCACAUCACAGCUUCAUUCUACCAUUGCUGCACCAACAACAACCAUGCAGAAUACCACUACUACAACCACAGCUACCAGUACAACACUCAGUCCAACUACUGUUCCUUCAACAAUAACCACUCAAACUACAGCUAGCACUACACCGUCUACAACACAAGCUACAACCAAUACUCCGUCCACAGCAAUACAAGAUACCACAUCACAGCUUCAUUCCACCACUGCUGCACCAACAACAACCAUGCAGAAUACCACAGCUACCAGUACAACAUUCAGUCCAACUACUGUUCCUUCAACAAUAACCACUCAAACUACAGCUAGCACUACACCGUCUACAACACAAGCUACAACCAAUUCUCCGUCCACAGCAAUACAAGAUACCACAUCACAGCUUCAUUCCACCACUGCUGCACCAACAACAACCAUGCAGAAUACCACUACUAUUACCACAGCUACCAGUACAACACUCAGUCCAACUACUGUUCCUUCAACAAUAACCACUCAAACUACAGCUAGUACUACACCGUCUACAACACAAGCUACAACCAAUACUCUGUCCACAGCAAUACAAGAUACCACAUCACAGCUUCAUUCUACCACUGCUGCACCAACAACAACCAUGCAGAAUACCACUACUAUUACCACAGCUACCAGUACAACACUCAGUCCAACUACUGUUCCUUCAACAAUAACCACUCAAACUACAGCUAGCACUACACCGUCUACAACACAAGCUACAACCAAUACUCCGUCCACAGCAAUACAAGAUACCACAUCACAGCUUCAUUCCACCACUGCUGCACCAACAACAACCAUGCAGAAUACCACAGCUACCAGUACAACACUCAGUCCAACUACUGUUCCUUCAACAAUAACCACUCAAACUACAGCUAGCACUACACCGUCUACAACACAAGCUACAACCAAUACUCCGUCCACAGCAAUACAAGAUACCACAUCACAGCUUCAUUCCACCACUGCUGCACCAACAACAACCAUGCAGAAUACCACAGCUACCAGUACAACACUCAGUCCAACUACUGUUCCUUCAACAAUAACCACUCAAACUACAGCUAGCACUACACCGUCUACAACACAAGCUACAACCAAUUCUCCGUCCACAGCAAUACAAGAUACCACAUCACAGCUUCAUUCCACCACUGCUGCACCAACAACAACCAUGCAGAAUACCACUACUAUUACCACAGCUACCAGUACAACACUCAGUCCAACUACUGUUCCUUCAACAAUAACCACUCGAACUACAGCUAGCACUACACCGUCUACAACACAAGCUACAACCAAUACUCCGUCCACAGCAAUACAAGAUACCACAUCACAGCUUCAUUCUACCACUGCUGCACCAACAACAACCAUGCAGAAUACCACUACUACUACCACAGCUACCAGUACAACACUCAGUCCAACUACUGUUCCUUCAACAAUAACCACUCAAACUACAGCUAGCACUACACCGUCUACAACACAAGCUACAACCAAUUCUCCGUCCACAGCAAUACAAGAUACCACAUCACAGCUUCUUUCCACCACUGCUGCACCAACAACAACCAUGCAGAAUACCACAGCUACCAGUGCAAGACUCAGUCCAACUACUGUUCCUUCGUCAACCAGUAAAAUUGCAAGUCCACCACCAGAUACUACAACUGAGGGAAUAACAACCUUGCCGACAAGUACAACCAAAGACUCAAACCAAAGUGAGUAUUAUCUACGUUAA
Messenger RNA from Labrus bergylta (ballan wrasse), 2828 nucleotides. The record is from RefSeq and is a predicted model, not a curated record. Lineage: Eukaryota; Metazoa; Chordata; Actinopteri; Labriformes; Labridae.